Messenger RNA from Medicago truncatula (barrel medic), 1140 nucleotides. RefSeq names its product endonuclease 2. The transcript is spliced from 9 exons. The coding region runs from base 128 to 1018 and encodes 296 amino acids. Gene Ontology annotation, molecular function: endonuclease activity; nucleic acid binding. Lineage: Eukaryota; Viridiplantae; Streptophyta; Magnoliopsida; Fabales; Fabaceae. The record is from RefSeq and is a predicted model, not a curated record. Gene Ontology annotation, biological process: DNA catabolic process.
CUGCGAGAAUAAAAUAUCUGCCACUUUUAUGGAACGGGUAGCAAUUUAUCACACUAUUGACAACAACUUGUUGACUUAAUCACAAAAAUAUUAUCCACACGUUUGUGCACUAAUAGAGUAAAGUACUAUGGAUUGUUACAAAAUUGUACUAGUGACCAUAGUUUCAUUUAUGCUUUUGGUUCAAAAUACCAAAGAAUGGGGAGAAGAUGGGCAUGUCAUUGUUUGUAAGAUUGCUCAGGCUCGACUUAGCGACGCAGCUGCAAAGGCUGUGAAAAAAUUGCUGCCAGAAUCUGCAAAUAAUGAUUUAUCUAGCAAGUGUUCAUGGGCAGAUCAUGUGAGGUUUAUCUAUCCUUGGUCGUCUGCUUUGCACUUUGCUGAUACUCCUGACUCUGUUUGCAGUUACAAUAACAAAAGGGAUUGUAAAGAUCAGAAAACUGGAAUUAAGGGGCGAUGUGUUGUGGGGGCUAUUACAAAUUACACCAACCAGCUCCUCGAUUAUGGCAGUGCCAUAAAACCUAAAUAUAACCUUACCCAAGCCCUUUAUUUCCUUUCACAUUUUAUGGGAGACAUUCAUCAGCCUCUACAUUGUGGCUUUGUCUCAGACAAAGGAGGCAAUGAAAUAACUGUUCAUUGGUACACAAGAAAGCAAAAUCUUCACCAUGUUUGGGAUGUUAGUAUAAUUGAGACAGAACUUGAAAGAUUCUAUGACUCAGAGCUAGGCGAGUUCAUUGAUGCAAUUCAACAGAAUAUUACGAAAGUAUGGGCUAAAGAAGUCGAAGAAUGGGAGAACUGCAGUUUGGAUAACAUCGCAUGCCCAUCCAUAUAUGCUUCUGAGAGUAGCGUAGACGCCUGUAAAUGGGCAUAUAAAGAUGCAUCUGAAGGGUCAACCCUCAAAGAUGAUUACUUCCUGUCACGUUUUCCUAUCGUCAAUUUGCGAUUAGCUCAAGGAGGAGUUCGAUUGGCUGCAACUCUAAAUCGUAUUUUUGACAAUGACACGAAGUUGGCAAUGUCGAUGUAAUUUAGGUAAAUAACAAUAGUUCAAAUGAGAGAUUUAUGAUGCAAUUGAAGAUGAGAAAUAGUAAGAUGACCAUAAGCGACACUUUAAUAAAUAAUAAUUUCGAUCUUCUCCAUUUUAUUUUA